AUGCAAACAGCGAAGAGUAAGAAGGUGAAGCAAAAUGGUAUGGUUGAGUGCGGGCAGGCAAUUGACAUACGCGCACUAGAGGAGACACAAAUAUUUGGCCCAAUCUUCUUCACGAUCAUCGUCACCGUGGCUGACGCUGCAGGUGUCGCAGCUUCAGUCAUUGACGCCGGAACACUAGGUGAAGUGAACUACAACGACUACUUGCAGUCGCAGCAGCAGCGGCAACAGCAGCAGUCGCAUGAGGGCUACGCGAGCUGUGUUGGUGUUGGUAGGGGUGUGGCUAGCCGAGGCAACACGACGACCGCCUCAAGUGUAAACCACCUUUCAACUCUUACUCCCCGGCGGUGGUGGUAG
This is a messenger RNA of Mesocestoides corti, 354 nucleotides long. The record is from the annotation of a GenBank genome assembly. NCBI's taxonomy places the organism in Eukaryota, Metazoa, Platyhelminthes, Cestoda, Cyclophyllidea, Mesocestoididae.